AUGUUCGCCCCCAUGGCUUACCAGGCGGUGGAGGACUUCUCCGAUCAGUGGUGGUCGCUCAUCCAACCCUCCACCUGGUUCCGCGACUACUGGCUCCAGGAGCGCUACCAGGAUCCCCAAUUGACUUCUUCCUCCCCCACGACCUCGAUUUCCUCGACGAAGGCAGAUGAGGAGAAGGAGGAGGAAUUGGGGAUGAAAUGGGACAUGGUGUCGGUGGGAUCGACGAAAUGGAGGAAGAAUGAUCUGAAUCGGUCGCCGAGGUAUGCAGAGAAGGCGGCGAAGAUUGUGAAUGUGAAGAUGAGUCCGAGGACGAUUCAGCAGCCGAGGUAG
Linum tenue is the source of this 330-nucleotide messenger RNA. The record is from the annotation of a GenBank genome assembly. NCBI's taxonomy places the organism in Eukaryota, Viridiplantae, Streptophyta, Magnoliopsida, Malpighiales, Linaceae.